AUGACAACAAGCAGCACAUUUUCCUCCAUCAUUUUCGACGUGGUCCUCUGCGCCGCUCUUCUCGUCUCCCUUAUUUACUAUUAUAGUAAUGGAAGACAAUUUUCGACCCAUUAUUUAGUGGGCUUCUGCGCGUUUUUCAUUCUUUUCGCCCUAUUUCUUAUCGCCAUCGUCUAUCUUUUUGCCACCGAGAAGCGAAGAGCCGUUCUGUUCGCCGUUGUAAUCACGAUCGCCCGCUUCUUGUCGGCUAUCGUCGUGGUCAUCGCCUGGUUGGCCGAUUAUAAUGGUCCGCAGGGCGAAAAGGACGAAAACGAUCCGUACGAAUGGAUUUCAAACCGCAAACCAAUACUGUUCGCGUUCACCGCAAUUUACGUGCCAAUUUUCAUUGUUCAACUAUUCGUCUUGAAUCGCAUUUACACAAAACGAACGCAAAUUAAAUUUUCUCAAGUUUAUUAA
This is a messenger RNA of Caenorhabditis bovis, 453 nucleotides long. The record is from the annotation of a GenBank genome assembly. Lineage: Eukaryota; Metazoa; Nematoda; Chromadorea; Rhabditida; Rhabditidae.